Thyridium curvatum is the source of this 237-nucleotide messenger RNA. RefSeq lists its product as uncharacterized. Lineage: Eukaryota; Fungi; Ascomycota; Sordariomycetes; Thyridiales; Thyridiaceae. The record is from RefSeq and is a predicted model, not a curated record. The transcript is spliced from 2 exons. The coding region runs from base 1 to 237 and encodes 78 amino acids.
AUGACUGAUAAGAGCGAGCAGCCUCAAAAGGGCCAACAUUCUGCCCAGAGGGAGAACAAGUCUUCAGAGAACGACAGGAAACCGGAGGUCCUUUUGCGCGACCCGUGCAACCCGUCCCCGCGCCUCAACAUCGACCUCAGCUGCAACAAGGAAGUUUUCCAACUCGCCCAAGCUGAAUAUGAGGAAGCGAACGUGGGAUGGGCUAAAGUGUUUAAGAAACGCCAGGACCCGAAGUAG